Molecule: messenger RNA, 1615 nt
Organism: Centruroides sculpturatus (bark scorpion)
Lineage: Eukaryota; Metazoa; Arthropoda; Arachnida; Scorpiones; Buthidae
Product: peptidyl-prolyl cis-trans isomerase FKBP2-like
Exons: 4
Coding region: 10-477 (155 amino acids)
Biological process (GO): protein peptidyl-prolyl isomerization
Molecular function (GO): peptidyl-prolyl cis-trans isomerase activity
Source: RefSeq, a predicted model, not a curated record
GAUCUGAAAAUGUUUUCCCUGAAAUCUAUGCUUCUCUAUGGCAUUCUGCUGUUGAUGGUUUUGAUGUGCUUUAUUGACUUUGUAGUCAUCAGUGAUGAAAACACUUCAGGAAAGUCAACGAAUGCAAAAACAAAGAAACUGCAGAUUGGUGUAAAAAAGAGACCGGAAGUUUGUGAUAAAAAAUCAAAGAAGGGUGAUGUGCUUCACAUGCAUUACAAGGGUACACUAGAAGAUGGUACAGAGUUUGACACUAGCUACAAAAGAGGCGAGCCACUGUCGUUUACUUUAGGAUCUGGUCAAGUGAUUAGAGGUUGGGACCAAGGAUUGCUAGGCAUGUGUGAAGGAGAGAAAAGGAAAUUGGUUAUCCCACCUGAUCUCGGUUAUGGAUCAGCCGGAGCUCCACCCACUAUACCAGGUGAUGCUGUCUUAACAUUUGAAGUGGAGCUAGUCAAGAUAGAAAGAAAGUCAGAACUUUAGCAACAAAAUUAUAUUUAUAAUAUUUUCUAUAUUUCCCAGUCACAUUCCAUCUAAAUCUUCCUAAUUGAACAGAAUAGAAAUUCAGAAACAUAAUACAGAAUUUUUUCUUUACAGAAAGCUCUUCAAUAUUAUGCAAAUAUUAUUUUUAUAUCUUAUACAAUAUUCUUUGUAUAAUGAUACAAAAAUAAUAAAAAGUUAAUUGUUUCUCUUUCACAAAUCCAAAGAAAGAGAAAUUUCUAUUCUAUUACAUAUUAUACUGGAAUAAUACUUUAAGAUGACCAUAUCUACUCCUUUUUUAAAAAUGUAUCUAUUAUAUAUGGAGUGUCUGGAUUGAGACUGAUAUGUUUGAAAUUGCUGUCAAAAUUCAGUGUGUAAAGGUAAGUGCAUUGCAUGAGAAAGUGUAACUGUGUAAAUUUUCUCUAGAAUCAAUUGAGAUAUGCCAAAACAAGUAGUUAUGGUGCUACAGUUUCUAUUGUCAAAAUGGCACAAACUGUAUUGUAGUAAGCUGAAACAAAUUCUAUUGUCCAAGUGCAGCAAAACUUCUGUUUCGAAAGGAUCAUCUAUCCUCAUCAAGGAUGAAAGGAAUGGUAUCUGUAUACAGGAAUUAUGUUGGAAAGUUAGAGAUGGGGAACCGUGAUUAUCAGAUGAGAAUGUGGAGGUGAUCAGGAAAGCUUUCCAACUAUGCCAAUGGAAGUCCAUUUGUCAGGCAGCUAGGCAACUUGGAAUUCCCCAAUUAACCUUACUUUUAUUGUAGUUCUUAUGAGAGUAGGCUGAAGAGUAAUGCACACAUGCUUGUAGAACAUGAACAAAAACAAAUAUCAAGAUCAAGCAAAAAGUACAUUGAAGUACAAUUCUUAUGCUUCAAAAUCAUUAUAUUUAUUUUUCAACAUAGUCACCGUUCAAGAUUAAACACAUUUCUCUCAACAUGUAACAAGUUUUUUCAUUCCGUCACUGAAAAAUUCUUUUGAUUCUUCUCAAAUCCAGGUCUUGACAGCUGCCUUUACCUCAUCGUCCGAGGUGUAAUGAUUACCCUUCAGGUCUCUCUUGAGUAGUGGAAAAAAAAAAAAAUCGCAAGGCACAAGAUCGGGGGAAUAAGGAGGGCAUGGAAUCAGUUCAAACUUCAGAUUUCGCAGAGCCU